GUCAUGAACGUAAAAGGCAUUUCGACAUUAUGCCUUUACUCUACGAGGUCUCCUUUGUGCCAGUGGUGGACAAUUUCCUAGAUUUAGAAGAUUUGGAUGUGGAUGAAGAGACUCAGCCCCAAAAGAGCAAGGAUUCGCUGCUGCUUCCAGGUGAAGUGGAGGAGGACGUCUGUACGCGUGUCCCUUCUUACAUUCCUUCUGUGGCCCAGCCCUUCGCCCGUGGGUUCAAGCUGGGGCCUGCUGUGAGAGGAGCAGACAAACAAACGGAAGAGACACUCGGAGAUGAAGUUCAGCCCUUCUCACUUGAUGAAGAAUUUGAUUAUGACGCUGUGACGCUAACUCCCAAGUUCACUCCUGCAGAGAUAGAUGCGAUCACAGAACUAUCCAAGCAAAAGAGAGAGAUCACCAACACAGACUUAGAGGAACCCCACAGUUGAUUCACCGAGACAUCUUGGUGUUAAUGUUUAUUUUGUUGUUAUGCAAGCAACAUUAGAAUAAAAGGUAAACCUACUAUAAUUCCCUUUGUCGAAAUUUACUUGUGCAUUAAUUGAUCAGAGUUAUUUGUCAAGAGGGAGAUGUAAGUAACAAGACCAAAGAGAUCUGUACACUUAUAGGAUUCUCUGCUGUCAUAUGUUGCGGAAUCCCAUGGCAGGCGAGGGGAGAUGGAGGUGGCAAAUGGGGAUAGGAAGCAACAGCUACAGAAGGUCCAUUUAAAAAAAAAAAUUUUUUUUUAAAUCUGAGUAUAGUUGACACAAAAUGUUACAUUAGUUUCAGGUGUACAACAUAGUGAUUUGACAAGUUUAUACCUUAUGCUACGCUCACCACAAGUGUAGCUGCCAUCUAUAUUCCCUAGGCGGUGCCUUUAUUCCCCUGACUGGAAGCUUGUUAUCUCCCACUCUCCGUCACCUAUUUUGCCCGUCCCCUCAGCGCCCUUCCCUCCGGCACCCCACUUUAGUUUCAGCUAUCCCGCCAGGGCCCCCUCUGCUCGGAGAGCUCAGGGACCUCCCAGCCCGCAUGCUGCCUCAGCUCCGGCCCGCCUGCCAGGGCACCCCCUGCACAGAGUGCCCUGGCACACCCUGGCUUGUGCCCGUUUCAGCUUCAGCCGUCCUACCAGGGUGCCCACGGGGCACAGAACAGAAGGGUCCAUUUUGGUGACAGCACAGCAAUUAGGUAAUGUGGGGUAUUGCAACAAAGACUGGAAACAUCAUCCUCCCUCCUAGGGGGUAAAACACUGCAGCACGCAGAGACGAACUGAUGGCGUGGGGCCGUCACUGGUCCCAGCUAUCCAGAGACUGGGGUGUGAAUGUGCGUGCUGAGAGGCUGGGCUUCUAGAAUUGAUUGGGGAGAGGCUCCGCUGAAAAAGAAUGCAUCUGAGAAUUGAUUAUAUGUCAUAUAUUAAAUUCUUGUACUUUGUGUAUUGCCAUUAAGCCAUGAUAGUUACAAAGUACAAGGAAUGGUGUCUGUCUCCAGCAGCUUAAAAUAUAAUUUAAGAAGGCAAGGCAGGUAGAGAAGGUAACUGGAGGAUGUGGAAGCAUAUUAUAAAGUGCUCAUUGUGAAGAAUACCCAUGAAUGUGUUAACAGAAGGAGAAAAGAACAGUGCAGGCACUGAUAAAGGGGGAAUAGUAGGUAUGAAGUAAUUUUCAUUAUUAAAGCAAUCAGUAACAAGUCAAAUGUGCAUAGGCUUAAUGAGUCUUCAUGCAGGCCUGUGCUUCUGUAUGCCACUUACAUUCCUAACAAAGGACAUUCUUGAUUUAAUGUCACAGAGUCAAGUGACUUCCACAUCUCUUUUUCUGCAUCUAGUCAACAAACUUUCAUAAAACACUGUUUUCGUGCCAGGCCUUAAACUAGGCAAUGGGGAGGAGGUAGUAAAUUAGACAUGGUCUGGUUUAGUUCGGAAGACAGAUACAUACACUAAUUUCAGCAGGGCCACGCUGUCCAAUGUAACAGCCACUAGCUGUGUGUGGCUGUUGAGCACUUGACAUGUAGGUAGAAUGACUGAGGGACUGAUUUUUAAAUGUUACUUUGAUGUGAAAUAAAAAGGUAAUGUAAUGUACAGCAUGGGACAUGUAGUCAAAAACAUUCUAUUACCUUUGUAAGGUGACAAGUGGUAGGUGAUUAGACUUACUGUGGUAGCCAUUCUGCAGUGUGUAGGAAUGUCAAAUCCCUAUUUCAUACACCUGAAACUAAUACACCGUUUGCCAAUGACAAAGAAAGAAAGGGCCCAAGUCCUUUUUAGAAAGUUGAUAUUUGAUACGGUUAUUAUAAAACUUUCAAGUAUACAUUUGAAACAAUGUGGGUCUGGGAAUCUAUUUUUUUCAUCUAUAAAUUUUAUGACAGGUAAAUACAGAUCAGUUAUUUUUGAUGACAACUUUAGUACCUAAUUUAAAGUAUGCUAUAAAUGUGAAAUACACUUUGGAUUUUUAAGAAUUAAUAUGAAAAAUCGUAGACUAUCUUAUUAUAUUUCUUGUGUGGAUGACAUGUUGAAAUGAUAUGAAUCAAUGAUUAUGGAUAUAUCUGGUUAAAUAAAAUGUAUUAUGAACAUUCA
This is a messenger RNA of Leptonychotes weddellii (Weddell seal), 2545 nucleotides long. The record is from RefSeq and is a predicted model, not a curated record. Lineage: Eukaryota; Metazoa; Chordata; Mammalia; Carnivora; Phocidae.